CACACCGCACUCGCAAGCUUGCGCUUCCGCGCCUACCCGCUGGUCGCGGUACCAGCUAUAGCAGCUUCCCGAUCGCAGUGCAGCAGCAUGAGUGAGGUCGCAAAGGCUCAGACCGCAGCGCCCGGUGGCGACACCAUCUUUGGAAAGAUCAUCCGGAAGGAGAUCCCGGCCAAGAUUGCGUACGAGGACGACACGGUGCUGGCGUUCCACGACGUGGCGCCGCAGGCGCCGGUGCACGUGUUGGUCAUCCCCAAGAAGCCGAUCGCGAUGAUCCAGGACGUGUGCGAGGACGACGAGCCGCUGAUUGGGCACCUGAUGGCGACCGCCGCCAAGGUUGCGAAGGGUCUCGGAUUGGAUGACGACGGCUACCGACUGGUAAUCAACAACGGAAAGCACGGCGCGCAGUCUGUGUACCAUUUGCACGUCCACAUCCUUGGGGGGCGGCAAAUGACGUGGCCGCCGGGGUGAGCAGAGGCCGAAGCCGUGAGGGCCGAAGCACCAUCUUUGGUGCGCACGGCGCGCGGCCGGAUAGGAUGAGACGCAAGGCCUCAUACAGACAGAGACACGUGUGCAAGCGGACACGCCCCUCAGAGGGCCUUCUUGCCACCUCGAGUUCAGUGGCAGAGGAGAGACGUGAUUGUGUCGAGAAAUCACGCAGGGAUAGUUAGCAUUGCAUUUGAUCUCUAGACUCUACACGACCC
Molecule: messenger RNA, 701 nt
Organism: Emiliania huxleyi CCMP1516
Lineage: Eukaryota; Haptophyta; Isochrysidales; Noelaerhabdaceae
Exons: 4
Coding region: 88-468 (126 amino acids)
Biological process (GO): purine ribonucleotide catabolic process
Cellular component (GO): cytoplasm; nucleus
Molecular function (GO): hydrolase activity
Source: RefSeq, a predicted model, not a curated record